UUGCGCUGUUGCAGAGCAGUUUUCCAGACAGGACCGGGGCGGAAGAGGAAAAGAAGCCGGAGAAGCGAAUAGUGGAGCGGAGGAAGAGAAUGUGACAACUGCUGGAUGCGGACAAGAGAGUGUGUGCGGCUGGCUACACUUGCCUUUGAGGGAGGCCCUUCUCGGCUCUUAUUGCACCUGUCCCCCUCCGUCUCCGCGGCCAGGCGCAGUUUGGGCGAGAGCGAUCCGCUCCUUUAUCUACCAGGCAGGGCGCGCAGCGGCGGAGGCGCACACACACACACACACACGCGUGGCGAAACUGUACUCACACACAUCCAUACACAGCCAGGGCAGGCAGGCAACAUGACUUCAUCCUACAAUCUGGAAUUUCUGCCCGAUAUGAUGGUGGAGAGCCGCCUGCUUGUUCCCGGAGACAGAAUUAACGGCACGGCCGGGAAGAUGAACGGGGCGCUGGAGCAUUCAGACCAGCCAGACCCGGACGCCAUCAAGAUGUUUGUGGGCCAGAUCCCGCGCUCCUGGUCAGAGAAGGAGCUGAAGGAGCUGUUUGAGCCGUACGGAGCCGUCUACCAGAUCAACAUACUCCGAGACCGCAGCCAGAACCCUCCACAGAGCAAAGGCUGCUGUUUUGUCACGUUUUACACAAGGAAAGCUGCCCUCGAAGCCCAGAAUGCACUGCAUAACAUAAAGACCUUAACAGGGAUGCACCACCCUAUUCAGAUGAAACCUGCAGAUAGUGAGAAAUCUAACGCGGUGGAAGACAGGAAGUUGUUCAUCGGCAUGGUGUCGAAGAAGUGCAACGAGAACGACAUCCGGGUUAUGUUCUCUGCGUUUGGCCAGAUCGAGGAGUGCCGAAUCCUCAGGGGGCCUGACGGACUGAGCAGAGGUGUGUGUCGCUCCGACUCACUUCCAUCCACACGAUGUGCGUUUGUCACGUUUUCCACCAGAGCUAUGGCACAGAAUGCAAUCAAAGCCAUGCACCAGUCUCAGACUAUGGAGGGCUGCUCCUCCCCCAUCGUGGUGAAGUUUGCCGACACGCAGAAGGACAAGGAGCAGCGGCGUCUGCAGCAGCAGCUGGCGCAGCAGAUGCAGCAGCUCAACAGCGCCACCACCUGGGGGAGCCUGACGGGCCUGGGCGGCCUCACCCCGCAGUAUCUGGCUGUAAGGAGAGCCGCCACGUCACCCACCAUCACCUCCUCCACCCCUUACUACAGCCCCAUGGCCAACGCCGCCGCAUUGCUCCAGCAGGCGACCUCCUCCAGUAACCUAGGAGCCUUCAGCGGGAUCCAGCAGAUGGCCGGUAUGAGUGCUCUGCAGUUGCAGAACCUGGCCACUUUAGCAGCGGCGGCGGCGGCGGCCCAAAACUCAGCCAGUCCCAACACCGCUAACCCCCUGUCCACCAACGCUGCCUCCCUGGGAGCAUUGGCCAGCCCAGCGGCGGGCACAACAGCCAGCUCCAACGCCAGCGCCAUGAACUCUCUGACCUCUCUGGGCACCCUGCAGGGCCUGGCGGGCGCGACCGUGGGCCUGAACAACAUUAAUGCACUAGCAGGUAGCGUCAACAGUAUGGCGGCUCUCAACGGAGGACUGGGCGGCGCAGGGCUCACCAACGGGACGGCAGGCACCAUGGACGCGCUGACGCAGGCUUACUCAGGGAUCCAGCAGUAUGCCGCCGCGGCGCUGCCCACCCUCUACAGCCAGUCCCUGCUGCAGCAGCAAGGGGCCGCCGGCAGCCAGAAAGAGGGUCCCGAGGGUGCCAACCUGUUCAUCUACCACCUGCCCCAGGAGUUCGGAGACCAGGACAUACUGCAGAUGUUCAUGCCUUUCGGAAACGUGGUCUCUGCCAAAGUCUUCAUCGACAAACAGACAAACCUUAGCAAGUGCUUCGGCUUCGUCAGCUAUGACAAUCCCGUGUCGGCACAGGCGGCCAUCCAGGCCAUGAACGGCUUUCAGAUCGGCAUGAAGCGGCUGAAGGUGCAGCUGAAGCGCUCCAAGAACGACAGCAAACCGUACUGAUCUUAGCACUAGGGUCUAUCUGCUCCCCAUGUUAGCACUGCUAGGAACAACCCAUCUCCAUGCCUGUUAGCUCAUCGUUUUAGCAUGUUCUCCGUGGCGUCCAAACAAACAAAAACUUGAAACAAAACAAAUCCCCCGCCAAAAAAACGACAAAAAAGUCCACGUCCUCUUCCUCCUCUCCUCCUCCUCUCGUCCUCCCCCGUCAUUGUUUUUUCUGAUGUCUUUUCCGAGCUCACCUGAUCUAACCUGGUCCUCCUCCUCCUCCUCCUCCUCCUCCUCCUCCUCCUCCUCCCCCGCCGCCUACUGACCUUGA
Etheostoma spectabile (orangethroat darter) is the source of this 2326-nucleotide messenger RNA. It is a transcript of the gene celf2, whose product is annotated as cugbp, Elav-like family member 2. The transcript is spliced from 14 exons. The record is from RefSeq and is a predicted model, not a curated record. The coding region runs from base 106 to 2013 and encodes 635 amino acids. Lineage: Eukaryota; Metazoa; Chordata; Actinopteri; Perciformes; Percidae. Gene Ontology annotation, molecular function: RNA binding.